Molecule: messenger RNA, 1572 nt
Organism: Apis laboriosa (Himalayan honeybee)
Lineage: Eukaryota; Metazoa; Arthropoda; Insecta; Hymenoptera; Apidae
Product: glucose dehydrogenase [FAD, quinone]-like
Exons: 7
Coding region: 158-1546 (462 amino acids)
Molecular function (GO): flavin adenine dinucleotide binding; oxidoreductase activity, acting on CH-OH group of donors
Source: RefSeq, a predicted model, not a curated record
UUAUCGUGUUUAUCGCGGCCGCCUCAUCAUCAAUCGUUGGAGAAAAAGGGGGCUAUAAGAAGGGGAUUUCGAGGGAUACGAGGCUCAGUCGAGCAGACCAAAGCCCGCCGUGCAUGGUUUUUGCGUCUGUGUGCGCGCAAUCGCUUCUUUUCGCAACAUGGCGAACGUUAUAGACUCGUUGUACAGCGACGCCUUGUCCUCGCUGCCCUGCACGACGCCUUUCCUCGGCGGGCCCCAGCUCACCGACGUUUGCUCGGCGAGCAACGGGGAACUGUUCCUCGCCCUUCUCAAUUUCUUCGUCGCCACGAGCCCUGUGAUCGGCGAGCCGUGCCACCGCGUCCACUCCUCGAGGAUACCCGAUCUCAGCUACGAUUUCAUCGUGGUCGGUGGCGGGGCUGCGGGGGCGGUGGUGGCUGGAAGACUGAGCGAAGUUUCAAAUUGGAAAGUUCUCCUACUGGAGGCAGGCCCGGAUGAGCCGGCGGGGGCUGAGAUACCUAGCAAUCUUCAGCUUUAUCUCGGCGGUGAUCUGGAUUGGAAGUAUCGCACGUCGAACGAGUCGCAUGCCUGCAUGAGUAAUGGAGGCAGUUGCUACUGGCCUCGAGGUAAGAACCUCGGGGGGACGACUGUUCACCACGGCAUGGCGUAUCAUCGUGGCCACCCCAAAGAUUACGAGAAAUGGGUCGAACAGGGCGCCCUAGGCUGGAGCUGGGACGAAGUGAUGCCGUAUUACCUGAAAUCCGAGAACAACACCGAGCUGCACAGAGUUGGCACGAAAUACCAUCGAAACGGAGGAGUCAUGAACGUGGAAAGAUUCCCGUACCAGCCCCCUUUCGCCUGGGAAAUCCUGAGGGCGGCCGAGGAGGCGGGUUUCGGAAUUUCCGAGGAUUUGUCCGGGGAUAGGAUCAACGGUUUCACCAUAGCCCAAACCAUAAGCAAGAACGGCGUACGAGUGAGCAGCGCCAGAGCGUUCAUCACGCCGUUCGAGGACCGUAAGAAUCUUCACGUGAUCGUGAACGCGACCGUGACGAGGGUGAGGACGCUGAGCAAGAGGGCGACAGGCGUGGACGUGUUGGUGAACGGGAGGAAGAGGAUCGUAUUCGCGAAACGGGAGGUGGUGUUGUCCGCCGGCACGAUAAACACGCCCCAGUUGCUAAUGCUGUCGGGCAUAGGGCCCAGGGAGCACCUUCGAUCCAUGGGGAUCCCCGUUGUGGUCGAUUUGCCGGGGGUCGGCGAGAAUCUUCACAAUCACCAAUCGUUCGGCCUCGACUACUCGUUGGCCGAGCAAUUUUACCCGACCUUCAACCAGACCAACGUUAACCAAUACUUGUACAAUCAAACGGGCCCGCUCUCGAGCACGGGCCUUGCGCAAGUGACGGGCAUCUGGCACUCCAACUUCACCACCCCCGACGACCCCGACAUCCAGAUAUUCUUCGCCGGUUAUCAAGCGAUUUGCAACCCCAAAUCGAAGAUCGCCGAUCUCUCGGCUCACGACAAACAGGCGGUGAGAAUGUCGGCGUUGAAUCUUCAGCCUACGAGCAAAGGUUAGAUAGAAACACUUCUCUCUUCCCCUCU